AUGGGCCCGCGCCGCCGGGGACGCAAGGCCGGCACCCCCAGGAGGCGCGCCGCGAGCCCGGCCCCCGCCGCCCCGGCCCCCGCCACCCCUCGGCGGGGCGCCCCCUCAGGCGCUCCUUCCCGUCCACCUGCGCGCCCAUCUCUGCGCCCAUCUGCCCGCCGGGGACAUCUGAUUUUGAAGGAGAUCCGGAACCUUCAGAAGAGCACGCACCUGUUAUUAAGGAAGAUGCCCUUCUGCCGCCUGGUCAGAGAAAUAUGUGUUAAAUUCACUCGUGGUGUGGACUUCAAUUGGCAAGCCCAUGCCCUGCUGGCCCUACAGGAGGCGGCAGAAGCGUUCCUAGUCCAUCUCUUUGAGGACGCCUACCUCCUCUCCCUGCAUGCCGGGCGCGUCACCCUCUUCCCGAAGGAUGUGCAGCUGGCCAGGAGGAUCCGCGGCAUCCAGGAAGGGCUGGGCUGA
This is a messenger RNA of Pipistrellus nathusii (Nathusius's pipistrelle), 456 nucleotides long. Lineage: Eukaryota; Metazoa; Chordata; Mammalia; Chiroptera; Vespertilionidae. The record is from the annotation of a GenBank genome assembly.